AUGCUAAAUCAACAAUAUCAAGACCCAUUUGUUGCUAUUGUUGUUGAUCCAACUCGUACAAUAUCAGCUGGUAAAGUAAAUAUUGGAGCAUUUCGUACAUAUCCAGAAGGAUAUAAAGCUGAAAAUGAAAUGAUUGAUUAUCAACCAAUACCAUUAAAUAAAACCCAAGAUUUUGGUGUUCAUUAUAAAAAAUAUUAUUCACUCGAAGUAUCUUUUUUCAAAUCGUCACUUGAUAAACGCCUACUUGAACAUUUAUGGAAUCGAUAUUGGGUUAGUACAUUGAGGUGA
Rotaria sp. Silwood1 is the source of this 288-nucleotide messenger RNA. The record is from the annotation of a GenBank genome assembly. Lineage: Eukaryota; Metazoa; Rotifera; Eurotatoria; Philodinida; Philodinidae.